Messenger RNA from Oncorhynchus keta (chum salmon), 1076 nucleotides. Its product is annotated as UDP-N-acetylglucosamine/UDP-glucose/GDP-mannose transporter-like. Lineage: Eukaryota; Metazoa; Chordata; Actinopteri; Salmoniformes; Salmonidae. Gene Ontology annotation, molecular function: GDP-fucose transmembrane transporter activity; antiporter activity. The record is from RefSeq and is a predicted model, not a curated record. Bases 27 to 1043 code for a protein of 338 amino acids. The transcript has 13 exons. Gene Ontology annotation, cellular component: Golgi apparatus.
CGUCAUGACGUAGUAUUUUGUGAAUUAUGGCGGAAGUUCGGAAACGUCAACAUGUGCAAAUUGAAGGGAAAACCUCGGAUAAAAGCUCAGUAUCCAAGAAUGACAGUAAAGGGAUGACGAGCGGGAGGUCAGCCGUGUUCCUGAAGCUUUUCGCUGCCGGAUUUUACGGUCUGAGCUCGUUUUUAAUCGUUGUUGUGAACAAAAGCGUCCUCACCAGUUACAGAUUCCCCUCAUCAACAUGUGUUGGGAUCGGUCAAAUGCUGGCUACUGUACUAGUACUAGGAGCUGCAAAGGCAAUAGGUGUCAUCACGUUUCCAGGUUUGGACAGGAGCAUUCCAAACAAGAUGUUUCCCCUACCGCUUCUGUAUGUUGGGAAUCAGGUAUCAGGACUUCUAGGAACCAAGCGACUCAAUUUACCCAUGUUUACAGUUUUAAGAAGAUUCUCUAUUUUGUUAACCAUGUUGGCCGAGGGAAUCCUACUGAAAAAGACAUUCUCUGGGCCUAUCAAGGCAACCGUGUUUGCCAUGAUCUUUGGAGCCUUUGUAGCUGCGAGCACGGAUUUGGCCUUUGAUCUUCAAGGCUAUGUUUUCAUAAUGCUCAACAAUGUUCUGACUGCAGCCAAUGGGGCCUAUGUGAAGCAGAAACUUGACUCCAAGGAGCUUGGCAAAUAUGGGCUGCUCUAUUACAACGCUUUAUUUAUGAUCAUCCCUACAGUGGCAUAUGCACAUUUCGCCGGGGAUCUACAAAUGGCAUUGGAGUUUGAAGGGUGGUCGGACAUGCUGUUUUUGUUCCAGUUUGUGCUUUCCUGUGUUAUGGGCUUUGUUUUAAUGUACUCCAUUGUGCUUUGCACUCAGCAUAACUCUGCAUUGACCACCACCAUAGUGGGCUGUAUUAAAAAUAUUUUAGUCACAUAUCUUGGUAUGGUCUUUGGCGGAGACUAUAUUUUCACCUGGGUCAACUUCAUUGGAUUAAACAUCAGCAUUGCUGGCAGUCUGGUGUACUCCUACAUCACAUUCACAGAUGAACAAUCAAAAAAACCUUAAAAUGGGGGUGCCACUGGAAGGUUGGAGCUGAAC